Molecule: messenger RNA, 7472 nt
Organism: Radiomyces spectabilis
Lineage: Eukaryota; Fungi; Mucoromycota; Mucoromycetes; Mucorales; Radiomycetaceae
Exons: 44
Coding region: 108-7370 (2420 amino acids)
Biological process (GO): telomere maintenance; double-strand break repair via nonhomologous end joining
Cellular component (GO): nucleus
Molecular function (GO): protein binding; DNA-dependent protein kinase activity
Source: RefSeq, a predicted model, not a curated record
GGGUAAUGUACUAAAAGUGCCAAUGCAGAUUGCAGCAGUGGAAGUCGGGGUCGGAUGUAGACGAUCUUGUUUCAGUGGUCAAGUGGAUCUUUACCGCCAAUCCGAAUAUGCUGAGUCAGUCCAAAGACACGUCGUUAUUCGACGACUUUUGCAAAACCUUGGAGCUAGCACUCGGACGAGGUCAACCACUUGCUUCCAAAAUUGAAGCGUUUGAUCUUUUACCCAUGUUUCUUUGCGUCGAUGGGCCGCACAAGGAAAUGAUAUCCGAAUCGUUGAAGGAAAUUGUGAACCAUGAUUUCCCAAUGACAUCGAGAGAUCUCAAAAUCGGCAGUGAUAUUUACAAUACGUAUAUCACCGCUUUGGACAAAUUGCUCAAUAUUAUGAGCAGCUUCCAGUCCAUCAUCAUUUUCAAUCGCUUAGUGCCGGUGUUUAUUCAAGAGGACGAACAUGUCCAUGAGACAGCUAUUCAAGACUCUAUUACCACCUUUUCUCAAGCACUCGGUUUAUCUAGCUUCACAGAAGUAUCACAGACAUGCCUUGGGUAUUUUAAGGAUGAAGGUCUCAACAUGAAUCUUCGCCAACAUGCCAUCAAUAUCGUGUCUUCGAUGAUUGCCCGUGUUCCUGAAACGCAUGCGGUCGCUUUUUACAAUACCAAUAUUGAGUAUAUUAUGGGAAUUAUUUCCAGAGGGUUCCCGCAAUUCGGCACCCUGGAGGAUACCAUCAAGGACCUUGAAAUGAAAGCCUGCUGUUUCCGCCUCAUGCAAAUCAUGUAUGAAUUGCUGCCAAUUUCCAAAGUCCACAGCCCAGACAGCAAGAUUAGCCGCACUUGGGAGGCGUCUGUGGGUGACAAGGCCGGCAACGGACGAAAGUUGACUGCUGCUCUUUUGAAAACCGCUGUGAGCGCAAAGAAACUUCAGGUCGCUCAAGAUGAUGCCAGCAUGCGUAAAGUACGACUGAAAUUUGAACAAGCGGCCUAUAAUGCUGCGGCAUCGGCUAUUCUACGCACGCAGACCACCAAGGGGACCAGUGAGCGUUACUAUGUAGGAUUUUUACUUCAAGAUAAGCCGCAAGAACCGUUGUGGAGCAACAUCAUCGACACGGAAGAAACCAUCCAGCUGACGGCCGAAUUGAAACAACCACUCAUGAAAGCCCGGCUCGAAGACUUUCGAGCUAGCACGGGAUUGCGAGUCCCAAAAACGCGUAGAUCCAACGUCUCUUACAUGUCAUCCGUCGCCCUUUCGGGAAGCAGCUUAACUCAGGCCUCCUUAUCAGAUAUGGCACUCGAGACAAGCGGUAUGAGUCAGGCACCGGAGGAAACUAAAUCACAAGAAAGCGCAAGUCAAGAUGCUGCUACCGCGAUGGAUGUAGAUAGCAGCAGCCAAGCAACUGCAGCGGCGACAGAUGAAUCUGAAGUCGAGCUCGAUGUUUUCAACGAGAACCCUUGCAUGAAAUAUCUCGUUGCUAUUGUUCAGAUGCUUCACAAGACGAUUGUUCCGCAUGAAGAAGGGUCCAACGCCAUGCCCUUGUGGAUGAACGUCAUUUAUAAAACAUUUACGCAUAUUGAGACACCUUUGACCGUGCGCUUGUUCAUUGCGAAAAUCGUGAUCAAUUGUCCAGAAGCCUUUGAAGCCCAUGCCGAUCACUGGGUGCGACCAUUGAUGAAGUUGGCUAUUGAGGGAAAUCAAUACGGCGAACCAAUGAAUUAUUUCAUCCAGGAUUUAUGUGUCAUUAUCAUUGCUUGGGGCAAAACUGUGCCACUCCAUGAUUCGUAUGAAGACCGAUACUUGCUAUUCAGCUUCUUGAAAUAUCUUGUGAACAAUGCUUUCCAUGAGACCAACCGUGUGCUGCGCAAUAAUAUUCAGACGAUCAAGGCUGUCAUGGAUAAUUGGCAUGACAAUAUGAUUAUUCCUACGCACGACAUUUAUGACCAAUUUGCCAGUCGAGACAAGCAAACGAAGAGAAACCUCACAGGAUUACAGUUGGUGGGCAUUCUGUUAGCCAAUGACAUCAAUCCGUAUUACAGUGGCCCAGAAGUGAAUCUGGACGAUAUGACGGAACAGCAGUUCUAUACAGCACUCAUUGACAAUAUGGGCAACAAAUAUCGCGAUGUAUAUGCUGACGCAGCCGAGGUGGCUGGUUGGUCUAUCCAUUUCAUGAAAGAGCAUGGGAUCAUGUUGCAAGAGGACAUUGAACGCUUGCUGAUGAGAAAGCUUGAGGAACUGGACCCAAUUAUUAAUCAAGGACAAGACACGGCUCGAUUCCUGGUUUGUCUUCAUCGGAUCCAUCUGCACGAGGCAUCACUCUGCCUACCGUUCAUCAACAAGGUGAUGUUCUUGCUUGGUCAGUUGCAUGGACAAUCUAAGAUCUUUGCUUUGGAUAUUGUACGAGCAUGCAGCGAUUCAGUGGACGAUCUUUUCCAGACCUUGCAAACCAAGGGCUUGCUUAACAUUAUCCGCCACAGGGAUAAUGCUUCCCAAUUGGCAAUCCUUCGUCUUCUCGAUAAAAUCGUACGAACACUUGACGCUGGACAGCUCAAUUUCUUUAUGGAUAUUUUGAUGUCGUCAUUUCAAAACCACACAAAUGUGGAGUGUCGUACUCUGUAUUAUUCCAUUCUGAAGCAAGCGCACGAUGGGUUGGAUAAAAAAUCGGCGCUCAAAGACAAAAUUUCGGUGAGCCUACUGCGGGGUCUAUUGGACAAGGACGACAACAUCCGUGAAGAUAUUGGGAUUUUCCUAAAGUCACGACAUAAUAUUCAUACGGACGUAUAUGAACGGCUUCGAACCGUGUUGCACAAUAUGUAUUUGCCGGAUGUCGAAAAUAUUUACAUCCUUUACAGCAAUCAAAUCAUCCUGGAUGGAACAAAGGAGAGCUUUGAAUAUGAAAACCCUAUCUUUGAAGAGCCUCUACCCAAUGCUCGUUUCGACGAAAACUAUCAGGUGCUUGAUACAUCGUGGCAGAGGAAUAUGUCGAUGAUGCCUCUUUUCGUCGCUACACAGCACCAAUCCCUGAACCCUGAAGACCUGGAGCUUAACAUUCGAGCCACGCAACAAAGUUUAGCGUUUAGUCAAACUCAAACAGGAGCAGGAGGAUCUCUGUUGGCGAGCCUUGGACCAUCACAAGCCACGUUUACCACGAUGAGUACGGAAGCGCCUAGUGUUGGUACACAGGUCGACUCGCCCAGCAACGGUGAAGCUCAAAAAAGUCAAAUGGAAGAGAGAAAGAAACAGUACAGCGGAUUGCGACGGCGGUUUGUAAAGUCGUCUUCAACGGACAACUCCGCCUACUUUAGGUAUCAGCAAGAGAGACUCCAGAAACGAUUGCGUAUGUACGAAUCGAUGCAAAAAGAAGCACGUGAGAAAAAAGUGUCGCUGUGUCGUCAAUACAGAAUUGGUGAACUGCCGGAUAUCCAGAUCAAACACAAGGAGUUGAUAGAGCCACUGCAAACGCUCGGACGCUACGAUAAUGAAAUUGCACGUAUGCUUCAUGCACAUCUCGUCGUCGCUAUUGUCAAUGACAGCAGUAAUACGCAAAAAAUGGCCGAUUACAAGAAUGAGAUUCUCUCGGUCAUUGAACGGAACUUGGAACUCUGCGUUGCCUACUUUCCGCCGACGGUAGGAUCGUUCCUAAGAAUAUGCUAUGAACUCGGCGGUGGUCAGCUUGACAGCGCACUUGUGAAUCAUGUCAGUGAACAAAGUUAUAACCAACACAUCGGCAUUUGCGUGCUCGAAAAGCAGUCGGCAUUACCGGAAGAACCUCGAAACAAAAGGGCUCGCAGCGGGACGGCCAGGAGACUACCAAUUGCCAAACAGAAAUGGAUUGAUCUAGCACUGCUGUACAAGAGCAUUGACGAGCCAGAAAUUUUCCGCAUGCUGUAUCAAACACAUAUUGCUACCGACGAUUUGCCCAAGAAGGCCAUUAACGCGGAAAUUGAUGGAAAUUACCCCGAGGCCGUCAACUUGUUCUUUGACGCGUACGAGACAUUGCACGAAGACACUGAUCCGAAAGAGGUGUCCUUGUGGGACCAGGAACGGCUUCAGUGUUACGAGAAGCUCACCCAGUGGGAAUCGAUUGCCACGACUGUGAAAGAAGAUCUUCACGGAGAUUACAAUUUAUUGUGGGAUGUUGAUAACAGGGAUAUAUUUUUGCCGUAUUUCAUGUGCAGUUUUGUCAAACUGCGUGAUGGCCUUCACGAUGACAAGGAGGAAAUGAUUCCCUGGACCAACGAGAACCCAAACCCCCUCUUUCCUUUCGUCGCUGCAGCUAUACAAUCGCCUGAAAAAUUGGAAUAUCUUAUACAACACUACUCUUCUGAGACGGCUUUGUCCGCGAUCUACCAGAACGAGUAUGAUCGUGCGCGCUAUUAUGUCCGUAACGCAUACGAGGUGUUGCUUUCCGUGUGGACCAGUCUGCACCCCCUGGCUUUGAAUAGCAGACAAGCGAAAUUAGCCAUGUUGCAAAGAACGGUCGAAUUGGACGAUUUCCUUGAUAUGAUUGCUGGGAUCCAACGGUCAGCGGUCGAUAAAGCAGGCAUCUUGAAGUAUAUACGAUCCCUGUCGGCAAGAUAUCCCGAUACAAAGCUGGAUGAAAUGAACAUUUGGGAUAAUAUCAUUGACAGCCGAUUGGUCUUCAUGGACACCUUUGAGAAUAUUACUCAGGACUGGGAGGCACAGGCUGAAAUCAAGGAUGCAUGCACUGAAAGUCGCAAAGGAUUCCUGAAAGAGAUGAUUUUAGGAGCUCGAGAACAGAACAACUUUAAUGUGGCAGCUGAUCGUUUACAGUUUUUAAAUCAGAUCGGUUUGCCAUCCAUGGAACGACAAUACAUCAUUUUACAGAUCGACCUGAAGCGUCUUUCGGUAUCCAUGAUUGACAACCCGCAACGACCACAAAUGAUUGCUCGUGCCCUGGCUCGUCUUUUGAAACAGCAGGCAUCGGACAAUACGGAUUACAACUACUGUCUCACGGCGUCCAAAGUGUUUGAGCUGGCGCGAUCUUACGUGCAAACUGUUCCCGAAGGAUACAAAGAAAUCCUCGAAAGCCGUUACGCAUCUAAGCACCUCGAACCUGGUCAGUUCAAGAACGCGGGAUUAUUGGCCAAUCACCUUGAAAAGCAUGGACACAAAUGGGCCAAAGCAGCUCAAGCGAAAAUGACAGACAAUGAAACGGUACAAGCCGAGUGCUACUGGGCCCUGGGUCAAUACUGCGAUAAUGCAUUACGCAGCAACGAAGAUGAAACAUCGGAUGUCCAGUUACGACUAAAUAAUGACACGUACAGUCGCACAGUGGUCAAUUGCUAUUUCAAGGCCAUGGCGCUUGGCCAGCGUCAGGCGAUGGAGCGAUUUCCCCGGUUAUUAGAACUGAUUGAAAAAUACCCAGAGAGCAGCAAGGACUUUGAAAAGAAUGCUGAAACAUUUGAUGCUACAUGGAUGUAUAUUAAAUGGAUUCCUCAGUUGGUGGCUAUCCUGGAUACCCCCAUAGCCAAACACGUAUUCCUAGUGUUACACAAGAUUGCUUCCACCUAUCCCAACGCGUUAUACUAUCCCUUCCAUAUCAGCAACGAGCAUUACGAACGUAUUGCGGACAAAUUGGAUCCUGCUAACCGCGAACAAAUCAAAGCCAUCAAACACGCUAUUGCUUCACCGCUAUUAGAAGAGUUCUCGAUGGAGUUAAGAAGACUGACAAAUCCUGAACAUAUUAUGAAAGAUUUCCUGGAUUUCAUGCAGUCCAUGGCCGACCGUACUGAUGUCAGCAAAGCCUAUGUCGAGGGUGCGUUCCAAGAAUUCAGCCACUUACUUUUGGACCACAAUGAUCGGCGUAUGGGAACGAUUCCGAAAGCCUUUGCGGUCAAACAUGGGUCGGACAUCCGAGAGAUUUGCGGCAAAGACGGCGGGAAAUUGCUGAAACUCAGCAGCAAAGAUAUCAACAAAUUGAUCAAGUAUUAUCAAAAGGAGGUGCAAAACCAGAAACUACCCGGUCCUCCGGAAUUGCUUCGUUCUUAUUCGCCUUGGUUGGCCGAAUUUCAAAGUGCCAACUAUGAUCAAUCGAUUGAAGUUCCCGGGCAAUACACGGGCGUGGGCAAACCGUACCCCGAACUGCAUGCAAAAAUUGCCAGCUUUGAUGAGAGGUUGUUGGUGAUGAAUUCUUUACGAAAACCGAAGCGAAUCCGCAUCUACGGUACUGACGAAAAAGAAUAUCUAUUUCUGGUCAAGGGUGGCGAAGAUUUGCGUUUGGACCAACGUAUUGAGCAGUUAUUUACUGUGAUGAAUGAAAUGAUCAAACGCAACAGCUUUUGCGCACGACAAAAUAUUCACAUCAAUACUUACAAAGUCGUGCCCAUGGCCACCAAUAUUGGUAUCAUUGAAUGGGUCAGCGAUACCAAGCCUUUGCGUUCGUGUAUCGAUGAGCAAUUGAACAACAAACAACUGAUGACAAAAGCUCAGGAAAAUUACCGUUCCUGGAUUUGGAAGCAUAAAGGCGACAUGAUGGGCUACCACAAUGCAUUCAAGGCGUCGCGUGAUGAUGUUGUCCGGCAUUUUGAACAGUGUGCUGGUUUAUUCAGAGAUGACAUCCUAAACAAUUAUUUAUUCAAGCUAGCGGCUUCUCCUGAAGCAUUCUUGUUUAUUCGCAAGGACUUUGCCAAUAGUUUGGCAGCCAUUUGCGUUUCCGGCUAUUUACUAGGUAUUGGGGAUCGUCACUUGGAAAACUUUUUGAUCGAUCUUAAGAGAGGCCGUCUUAUUCCCAUUGAUUUUGGCCACGCCUUUGGAUCCGCCACGGAACUCCUUCCAGUACCCGAACUGGUGCCUUUCCGCUUAACCAGACAACUGAUCGGUACUCUAGAACCCAUUGGCAUUGCAGGAGGUAUCGAAGUACCAAUGACCAACGUGUUACAAGCGAUUCAACAAGAAAAGGAUUUACUGCUCAAUACAAUGAAUGUGUUUAUCCAUGAACCCUUGCUGGAUUGGCAAAAGGCCGCAACAAAACAGGCUCGAACUCAAAAACGUGGCGGCGAGACUAGCUUGAGCGCAAGUCGCUCCUCGGGAUCUUCAGGACGAUCAUCGGAAUGGUCCAGUGGUUCCAGUCUGGAUGAAGAAAUUGCAUGGUAUCCGCAACAGAAACUGGACGUGGCCAAGCGUAAAUUGCAAGGCGAGAAUCCAGCAUAUAUCAUUGUGGACGAACUUGCAAAUGGCCAUAAAAGUAAGCCGUAUUUUAAGGCUUUAGACAAAGUGGCUCGGGGUGACCGCAAAUUCAACAAACGAGCCCAAGUGGACAAAAAGUGCAACGAUGCGCACGAGCAAGUGAGUUGCUUGAUCGAUCUAGCCACCGAUCCCAACAUUCUGGGUCGUAUGUGGAUUGGUUGGCAGCCAUAUCUGUGAUGCAAAAAAGAAAAAAAUCAAGAUGUGCCCUUUGAUUUGGCGUUACGGAUCUCAAAAAGUUUAAUGAUUUGUGACUUCACUUUGGUUCCGAGUUGCCAAUGC